AUGAAAUCACGUGAUAAACACGUGUCCAUUAAAAUCGGCGAUAUUUUGGACGAAUUGACGGCAGAAAACAAACGUCUAUUCAAUGAGUUAUUAUUUGCCAACAAAUGUCUCAUCAAACUGAAGACACAUUUGUCUGUCGUUUACCACAAAUUCGAGACAAUCAUCACAACUGAAGACAAACAUGUGUUGAAUGAAUUGCAACAAGAUUUGCAUCGAAUGAAUGGAAGUGAAGAAUUGCCGCAAAACAGUGGUCUAAAUGAUGACAUGUCUGUAGACAUCACUCGUAUUAAGACUGAAGAGGAAGAUCCCAAUGAUAGUAAUCAAAACACGGAUCUAUUGAGUGAUAAGACGAAACGUAAGAGAAAAUUAGUGGUGAAUGGAGUGAAGAGACGGCGCCGAAGACGAGAGGAAUUGAUCGAUGAGUGCACUGAAGAAGAGAUGGAAGUAAUGAAACAGAAAUACAAGAAUAGAGAGGAUAUAUGGGAUGAGACGACCGGUCGGUUCGUGUGUCCAAAGAAUGGGUGCAACAGAUCCUAUGGUCUCGUCAAAGAUCUGUACAAUCACUUGAGAGCUAAUCAUCGGAUGCCAAAAAUAGGUUAUCCCACACAGGAGGCCAUCGAUGGUCACACACAACACGCUUUCGACGCCACAACCAAUUCCUAUAUCUGUGCCGAAGAUAACUGUAAUCAGACUUUUGACAAACAAAUGAAUUUCUAUAACCAUCUCAUCAGAGAUCACUCGAAACGCCGGCAAAUUGUGUGCAAACUCUGUGGCAAAGAGUUUCCGAAAACUCAAAACCUGACAACUCAUAUGAGAAGACAUACCAAUACUAAGCCGUAUUCGUGUCAUUUCAGUGGUUGUGAGUACCGGUGCUGUACGAAGACAUCACUCACCCAACACCUGACCACUCACUCGGACGUGACACCUUUUGAAUGCGAUUACAUGGACUGCAAUAAGAAGUUUAAAACGCGAAAAAAUCUGCAAAGACAUGCCUUAACGCACGACCCAAACGCUAAGUUUCAGUGCACUGUCGAGGGCUGCGACCAGUUGUUUAAAAACACGUAUUGGCGGUCAAUACACGUGAAUAGUGUCCACAAGGGUUUGCCCCCAGAGUUGUGCAAAAUGCCGGUCAAAAUGGUUCGGUGCGAUUGGCCCGGCUGUGAGUUUGUCAGCCACGCUAGCAGUACCGCAGUCCACAAAAGCAUACACACCGGUGAAAAGCCGUUUGCGUGCGAUUGGCCCAACUGUGGCAAACGGUUCCGAUUGAGACAGUACUUAACAGAUCACAAGAAUGUCCACUCCAAUGACAAACCACUGUCCUGUCAUUGGCCUGGAUGUCACUACCGGUGCAACGAUAGCGGAAAUCUUAGGAAACACGUCCGCACGAGUCAUAAAUAA
Oppiella nova is the source of this 1398-nucleotide messenger RNA. Lineage: Eukaryota; Metazoa; Arthropoda; Arachnida; Sarcoptiformes; Oppiidae. The record is from the annotation of a GenBank genome assembly.